Molecule: messenger RNA, 375 nt
Organism: Auanema sp. JU1783
Lineage: Eukaryota; Metazoa; Nematoda; Chromadorea; Rhabditida; Rhabditidae
Source: the annotation of a GenBank genome assembly
AUGUCAUUCUGGACAAGAAUCAUCAGUCUUCUCAUAUUCAUAUUUCUAUUAUUUAUUAAUCAUAUUAGUGCUUCAUGUACAGUUCUGGAUCAUCAAGCUUGCGAUGAAUUAUGUAAGGUAGAUAACUUCUGGUAUGGACAUUGUAGUGGAUGGGAUGGUACGGACUUCAGUUGUAAAUGCUUUGAUUAUCAUGCUCCAUUAGAUGGCAAGAUGUGUCAAGGAAAACAACGACGCUGUUCACGAAAAUGCCAAGCUCAGGGAUCGGAAGGCGGUUUCUGCUACCCACAGCGAGAUGUGAAUCGUACAGGUUGUGAAUGUUUCAAAGCACUACCACCAUUGCGGAGAAGGAGACAUGUCACCUAUCGACGAGUAUGA